Molecule: messenger RNA, 732 nt
Organism: Sporothrix brasiliensis 5110
Lineage: Eukaryota; Fungi; Ascomycota; Sordariomycetes; Ophiostomatales; Ophiostomataceae
Exons: 1
Coding region: 1-732 (243 amino acids)
Source: RefSeq, a predicted model, not a curated record
AUGCCUCCCGCCACGGGAAGCCCUUCAGCGACGGCGGCAGAGACAGCAGCAGCCACAGAGGCAGAUGCUGCAGGCGGCGCUGGAAUCACAUUCUCGCCGAGGCGAAACUCACACGACGCUCGUGGUAGUAGCAACAUUCCAUCACCACUGGAAAACAGCAGCCAUAGUGACAGCAACCGGGCUUCGUUCUGGCACGCUCGUACUCGGAGUGCACGGAGCUGCAGUACCGUGAGCUAUGCCGGCUCGGAUGUGCCUCUAAACCAAUCCUUUCGACAUAUGUCACACCAGCGGCGCCCGUCCGUGGUGCAGUAUCAGUCCAUAUCCCGCCCGCUGGCAUUGACACCACCUCAGCAGUCGCCUACGUCCAUUUUACAACUGCAGCUGCCUGUUCCACCUCUGCCCAUGUCGGCAAGGCCCAAUCCCGACAACAGCGACAGCGUGAACAUCAACCGGUGCAGCAGCCACAGCAUGUUCGAUGAGUACUUGCAGCAGGAAAAGCAGCCACGUGACGUGUCCUCAUUAUCCACGCUAGCGGCAUCGGCGUCGUCUUCGGUCCUACCGCAUAUGUUUAGUAGUGGGGCGGCUGCGGGGGCUUCCGAUGACAGCGACGGCCCGCUCCUCGACGGCCUGUCUCCUCCGCGGCUCUCCGUUUCGGGCAGCCGGCACAUUGUGUAUGAACGGCGGAGCAGCAGUCUUCACCACCUGGCUACCAUUGGCCGGGCUAUUGGGUAG